Molecule: messenger RNA, 3880 nt
Organism: Varanus komodoensis (Komodo dragon)
Lineage: Eukaryota; Metazoa; Chordata; Lepidosauria; Squamata; Varanidae
Gene: HBP1
Product: HMG-box transcription factor 1
Exons: 11
Coding region: 1312-2847 (511 amino acids)
Biological process (GO): regulation of transcription by RNA polymerase II
Cellular component (GO): nucleus
Molecular function (GO): protein binding; DNA-binding transcription factor activity, RNA polymerase II-specific; RNA polymerase II cis-regulatory region sequence-specific DNA binding
Source: RefSeq, a predicted model, not a curated record
CGGGGUGGUGCUUGCCUGGCACCAAUCCGGAGGCAGGCGGCUCUGGCAGGGGCAGCAAGAACUAGGCCUUCCUCUCUUGUAUAACAGUGCCAAGUGUCAAGGAACCACAGCUAUGCAGGGCUGCUUUCUGCUUAGCAUGCUGUGUAGCUACAAAACGUAUCUGUGGCUACUUCCUGGAAUGGUUGGGCGGUUAACAAGGGCUACUUCUAGCACAAUAGUCGCUUUUAAGGAUGUCUGUAUGACGGGGAGCCCUGAGCAAUCGCUGGCUCAGUGAAACAUACAAAUAUCUUUGGCAUGAGGUUAUGUGUUUUCAGAGCAUAUUCAGAGUACAUGUGAACCAUUACGUUACUAUCACACAAUCUCUACUGAAUGGCACCUUUUAAAAUUAUUGAUGUUUCUCCUGUUACUGUCUUAUGCCGAUUUUGCUUUGUUUUUUACAUUUAAUGAAUAUAGAAAAACUGCAAAGUUUUUGCUUAUUUCCAGAAUGCCAUCAAGAAAGAAGCCUGCCAGAUUUAGUUGGUCAGGGUAUUCAUUGUGUGGAUUUAAUAGCAGCUUGUACAAACUCAUAUUGUGUAUGGGCAUAUGAUUCUCAGUAUUUUUUAAAAAUACAAUACUGAGGCCAUGAUUUAUAUAUUUUAUAGGAAAUGUCAAAACUUAUUAUUUAUAAAAGACUUAUGUGAUAAGCGUUAAGGCAACAUCAGAACAGUAAUCUAAGGCACUGGAAUGGUUCCUACAAGCAUCCUUUCUUUGAGUUAUCUUUUUGUAACAUCAUGUAAUAGCACAUUAAAUUGGUUUACACAUAAUGCCAAUUAUUUGUCCACCAACGGGUGGAGCUGAGCCAAGCAAGUGAAUUAAAUGAACAACUUACUCUUAACAUAAUGCUUGAACUCUGACACUCUGAAUGUAACCCAACAUUUACACAUGGUUGUUUGUUGGAUUAACAACCCACGGUGUCUGGAUUUGGAAGUAAUACUAACAAACUAUGAAUGGGGCAAUCACAAAUUGUUAACUGAGAAUGAGAAGUGCCCAAGACACAGUGCAUUCAAUUGGUCCCACUGACCAUCACCUGUCUGUGGGUUACAUAACCCAUGAAUUGGCAUUAUGAACCAGGUCAUAUUAUUUCAUUAAAUCCUUGCUUGUUUUUGUAAGUUGCAAAACUGCUUUGGGUAGAAGCGGGGAAGGAUCAAUCGUGGCAUCAAAUUCACCAGCCAAUAUAGACUUGGCACCCCUGACUUCUUCCAUACUGUACAACUUGUGUCUCCUGAAUUGAGGACUGAAAGGGAAUAGUCAGAUAAUUUGAAGCAUCCUACAAUGGUUUGGGAAGUAAAGACUAAUCAAAUGCCUAAUGCAGUACAGAAGCUUUUAUUAGUGGUGGACAAGAGAACUUCAGGGAUGAAUGAAUCAUUGGAAUUACUAAAGUGUAAUGAGACCCUCCCAUCUUCUCCUGGAUAUGCAUCCUGUGAUGAGCACAUGGAGCUUGAUGAUCUUCCUGAACUGCAGGCUGUUCACACUGAUUCUACACCACCUGCACUUUUCCAGCUAAGUGCUGAUGUCUCCCAUCAGGAAUAUUCUAGGCCUUUGUGGAACCAGCAUACCUCAAGCAACAAUUCAGAAAGUUCUUAUACUUGUGAGAAUGGAGUGAACUGGUUGACUGAAUUGGCAAAUAUAGCUACUAGUCCACAAAGUCCUCUCAUGCAAUGUUCUUUUUAUAACAGAUCAUCUCCUGUUCACCUAAUAGCUACAAGCAAAAGUUUACAUUCCUAUGCACGGCCGCCACCAGAAUCCUCUCAGACUGAUUCUGGUUUUCCUAAGCAUCACAUUGAUGAAACACCAAUCAGACAUGAAAGGACAAAUAGUGAAUCAGAAUCUGGCAUUUUCUGCAUGUCAUCACUGUCGGAUGAUGAUGAUCUGGGAUGGUGCCACUCUUGGCCUCCAACUGUUUGGCAUUGUUUCCUUAAAGGAACACGUUUAUGCUUUCACAAAGGACGCAAUAAAGAAUGGAAGGAUGUUGAAGAUUUUGCAAGGUCUAAAGGCUGUAAAAAUGAAUCUGAGGAUUCAGUGGGUACUUAUAAAGGAUAUGGUUCUGAUGGACUGAAGUUGAUAUCUCAUGAAGAAAGUGUUUCCUUUGGUGAGUCAGUACUAAAACUGACUUUUGAUCCUGGCACAGUGGCAGAUGGCUUGCUUACUGUAGAGUGUAGACUAGAUCAUCCUUUCUAUGUUAAAAAUAAAGGUUGGUCAUCUUUUUAUCCAAGCCUGACUGUGGUUCAGCAUGGUAUUCCGUGUUGUGAAAUGCAUAUUGGAGAUGUUUGUCUACCUCCUGGACAUCCCGAUGCCAUUAAUUUUGAUGAUUCAGGUGUUUUUGAUACAUUCAAAAGUUAUGAUUUUACACCAAUGGAUUCCUCUGCAGUCUACGUGUUAAGUAGUAUGGCUCGUCAGCGUCGUGCUUCUUUAUCUUGUGGAGGAUCAGGAAGUCAAGAUUUUGAAAGAUCAGAAUGCAGCACAAACUGUGGGCCUGCUCAGUCAUCGCAGAAUUCUUUGCAUAGCAAAGCUGGCAAAAGCCACAGCUCAGGGACUGCAAGUACUGUGAGUGCCACUUCUCCCAACAAAUGCAAAAGACCAAUGAAUGCCUUCAUGCUCUUUGCCAAAAAGUACAGAGUGGAAUAUACUCAGAUGUAUCCAGGAAAAGAUAACAGAGCCAUAAGUGUGAUACUUGGUGACAGGUGGAAGAAAAUGAAAAAUGAAGAAAGACGGAUGUACACAUUGGAAGCCAAGGCCUUGGCUGAAGAACAAAAGCGUUUAAAUCCUGACUGCUGGAAACGGAAACGAACAAAUUCAGGUUCACAAUAACAGUAAAUUGGAAUCAUUCUGCAAGUACCUGACGGUAGAAGACUUGAUCAAGAUUUCAUGAUUUGUUGUGAAGGUGUGACCAUACAAUACCGGCAGCAGUGAGUCGUUAGGAAUGAGGAUUUGCUUAUUACAGUAGAAGAUUAAGCAAGCUAAAAACUAUCAACAUUUUAAAACCAAAUUGCCUUAUUUUUCUUCCAAACUACAUAUAUGUCUAUCAGGUGUAAUAGGCUUGAAAAAUGGAUAUCCUGUGGUGCUAAAAAUAGUAGGAAGAAGAGGAGCUUUGUAUAAAUGUUUAUUUUUUAAAAGAUGCACAAAAGGGGAAUUUUAAAACAUGUAACAUCUGUUUAUACUUUGAUUCUUAUUGCUGAUUAAUACAUAUUGCACAAACUAUGUAGUUAACUACAAAUCUGGGAGCUGGGAUUUUCUGACAUAAUAUAAGAACUGCCCAGUGCCAACAAGUUACCAGAAUGUGUGGCAAAGUGGACAGCAAUAGUGUAUACUAUAUGUAGCAAGAUGGUUGUCUGUUUGGGAAGAUCACAUUAAUAACUUAUUUCAGGUGUGGUUCCCUUCCCAGUAAAAGAAAAGACUUGUAGAACUGCCUGGAGUCUAGUUAACAGCCCAGGAUUAAAUUCAUGAGUAGCAUUGCAUUAUCCCAAAAGAAUGGUGCUUUUGUGGUAUCACCAUUUUAUUUUUAAAUUUUUUUGGUCUCCUAUGCUGCGUAUUUUAAAAGAUUUUAUUUUGCCAUAAGAAAUCUUUUAUGGUGGGGACAAACUUUGCACUUACUGUAGGUGCAACAUUUGCACUUUACUUUUUCCCUCCAUCUAUCUAAAGUAGAGCAGAUAUGUUAGAUUUAUGGCUACUUUUGCUGUGAACAUUUACAACAUAGCUUUUAAUGUUACUAAAUAGAGUGUGUUUCUGUUUAAGAAUCACAACAAUAAAUUUCAGCACCUGACAUGUCUACGUCUACAUGAUGUUGCUCCUAUGAUUUUGCACACUAUAUUCAUGUAUUAUUUCAAAUAAAUUUGUAAAACAG